AUGACCGGCUCCAAACCCGUGGCCGAAAUACCUAGGUUCUUACUGCCUCGUUUGACGUGGCAGCCGGUGUCGCAUGCCCGGCCUUCAACUCAGACACUUACGCCACGACUUCCUAUCUACGAGACAGUCAGAGCGCCCUCUUUCACAACUGCUUCCAAGCCGCGGCCAAUAUACACCAGUAACAAGGCGUCCCGGAGCCCGCAUCCUAGAGCACUUGCUGCUCGCUCAAAAAGACCUCGAGCCCUGGACCAACCACUCCCGGCAGACUCGUCGCCCAUCCGCCACAAUGGUGUCUACGUCGCCGCGUACAAGCCUGCUCGGAAAGCAUUCUCGACGACGGCCGUGCAGCGCAAAGCCCACCACUUUGACACCUUGAAAUUCGUGCAAAGACUCAAGGACGAAGGGUUCACAGAAGACCAGGCCGUGGCCAUGAUGCGCGUUCUGAACGAUGUGAUAGAAGAGUCCAUCCAGAACCUCACGCGGACCAUGGUCUUGAAGGAAGACGCCGAGCGAAGCACAUAUACCCAAAAAGUUGAUUUUGCCAAACUGCGCAGCGAACUGUCCAAUGCCGACAGUACCGAAGCGCAGUUGACCCGGUCGAGCCACGAUCGGUUGACCAGUGAUUUGGCCAAGCUAAAUUCGAGGCUGCGGGACGAAAUCAGCCGCACGCAGGCCAGCGUUCGCCUGGACUUGAAUCUUGAGAAGGGCAGGAUUCGCGAAGAAGCCAACGGGCAGGAGAUGCGGAUCAAGGAGACGGAAGCGCGGAUCGAGCAGGAGGUCGCCUCGCUCAGAGAACGAGUCGAGGCCGUCAAGUUCUCGACCCUGCAGUGGCUCAUGUGA
This is a messenger RNA of Cladophialophora carrionii CBS 160.54, 840 nucleotides long. RefSeq lists its product as uncharacterized. The record is from RefSeq and is a predicted model, not a curated record. The coding region runs from base 1 to 840 and encodes 279 amino acids. Lineage: Eukaryota; Fungi; Ascomycota; Eurotiomycetes; Chaetothyriales; Herpotrichiellaceae. Gene Ontology annotation, cellular component: mitochondrion. The transcript has a single exon.